Molecule: messenger RNA, 779 nt
Organism: Schizosaccharomyces cryophilus OY26
Lineage: Eukaryota; Fungi; Ascomycota; Schizosaccharomycetes; Schizosaccharomycetales; Schizosaccharomycetaceae
Exons: 1
Coding region: 176-595 (139 amino acids)
Biological process (GO): double-strand break repair via homologous recombination
Cellular component (GO): cytoplasm; RecQ family helicase-topoisomerase III complex; chromosome
Molecular function (GO): 3'-5' DNA helicase activity; four-way junction helicase activity
Source: RefSeq, a predicted model, not a curated record
CGCGACUUGAUGAUAAGAGCCAGAGUUUUUAAAGGAAAUGGCCGAGCAAUUCUAUUUUGCCGGACAAAGAACAAUGUGGAGGAAUUGCGAGUAAAAAUAAACUCUGCAGGAAGGAUCGAUACUUGUGCGGUUUCGUAUACAGGCGAUAUGGCAUGGCAGAGGAAGAACGAAAUACAUGUUUCAAUAUGUUUACAGACUUGGAAAGCAACGACAAUCGUAUUAUAGUAUGGUGGCCACGAAAGCUUUUGGGCUUGGUAUCGAUUACCCGGAAAUGCGUCUUGUGAUUCACUAUGGGUCACCGUCUACGUCUAUGGAUUUUGCGCAGGAAACAGGUCGUGCUGGAAGGGAUGACAAGUUUUCGAUUGCUGCUAUGUUUUACAGAAAGCAUGAAGUGACUACAUCAGCGUAUAUUGACGUUAGGAUGAAAAACUUCGUUGAAGACAAAUCAAUGUGCGUUCGGUCGUUUUUAGCAAGUGAGAUGGAUGGUCAAUGCAGUGGCUGUGACUUUAUGCCUGACUAUGUCGUUUGUUUUCGUUGUAACCCGGGAUUGCUGGAUGAAAUCAAAAUUCUCAUAAUGAAGUCUUGGUCUGAGUAAGUACUGAGUCUAAGCCUAAGCCUAAGCCUAAGUAGUAAGUAGUAAGAACUAAACAAUGUUGAAACUGCUAAAACAAAGGAAACACAAACCAGUUGAUGAAAAUUUGUUUCAAAUGUUUUCUUUUUAUUUUCAAAUGUUAUUCUUGUUGUUUUUAGACAGCUUUUCUUGGCUCAAUCUUGUAGGA